Molecule: messenger RNA, 1137 nt
Organism: Dovyalis caffra
Lineage: Eukaryota; Viridiplantae; Streptophyta; Magnoliopsida; Malpighiales; Salicaceae
Source: the annotation of a GenBank genome assembly
AUGGAUUCCACUUCUUCCAGUCUUCUCUUGUGCUCUCCUCCAUUUCAUACAAACGAUGAAACUGGGGCUUUUGUUUUUGACUCAUCUUUCUUGCAAAAAGAAGCCAGCUUGCCCACAGCGUUCAUUUGGCCAAAUGGAGACUUAGUUCGCAACCAAGAUGAGCUUAAAGAGCCACUGAUCGACUUGGAAGGAUUCCUGAAGGGUGAUGAGGUUGCAACUGCUCAAGCUGCUGAGCUUGUUAGGACUGCUUGCUUGAACCACGGCUUCUUUCAAGUCACCAACCAUGGUGUCGAUAUAAGUCUCAUUCAUGCUGCUCAUGAAGGGAUUGAUAAAAUUUUUAAGCUGCCUCUUGACAAGAAACUCAGUGUGCUUAGAAAGCCAGGGGACGUGAGUGGAUAUUCUGGUGCCCAUGCACAUCGAUAUUCAUCCAAGUUGCCAUGGAAGGAGACAUUUUCUUUUGGCUACCAUGGGGAUGACGAUUCUGAGCCACUUGUUGUUGACUACUUCAAAUCUGUCGUAGGAGAAGAUUUUCAACAGACAGGGUGGGUUUACCAAAGAUACUGUGAAGCAAUGAAGAAAGUAUCUCUAUUGAUUUUUGAGCUGCUCGCCAUUAGCUUGGGAGUUGAUCGUUUACACUAUCGGAAGUUCUUUGAAGAUGGUAGCUCCAUAAUGAGGUGCAACUAUUAUCCACCUUGCAAUAAUUCUACUCUUACUCUUGGCACUGGUCCUCAUUGUGACCCAACUUCCUUAACAAUACUUCAUCAAGACCAAGUUGGUGGUCUUGAAGUCUUUGCAAACAACAAAUGGCAAACAAUCCAACCUCGUCCAGAAGCCCUGGUUGUAAACAUCGGUGAUACCUUUAUGGCAUUAUCUAAUGGGAGAUACAAAAGUUGCCUUCAUAGAGCAGUGGUAAAUAGGCACAGAGAGAGAAGAUCAUUGGUUUUCUUUGUGAGUCCAAAAGAGGAAAAAGUAGUGAGACCCCCGCAAGAUCUUGUUUGCAGAGAAGGGCCAAGGAAGUACCCGGAUUUCACAUGGUCGGAUUUGUUGGAGUUUACGCAAAAGCACUACAGAGCUGAUGUCGCCACUCUCCACAGCUUCAUUCAAUGGCUUUUAUCUUCUAAACCAUCUACCUUUUAG